This is a messenger RNA of Physella acuta, 1235 nucleotides long. RefSeq lists its product as uncharacterized. NCBI's taxonomy places the organism in Eukaryota, Metazoa, Mollusca, Gastropoda, Physidae. The record is from RefSeq and is a predicted model, not a curated record.
AGAGAUGAAAAUGUCCAGCAAUGUGAUCUAUGUCGUUUUGCUGUUACGGGGUCUCUCUAUAGCAUCUGUUAUUCACAUUGAAGCUAACCCCAACAAUGUAGUUAUCGGAAUGACAAGAUACCUUGAAGUCAAAUGUUCCAUAACAAGAGGAAGGGGGUUCAGCAUGGACAGUCUUAUCUCUAUAAUAAUAUCACGAUCAACAAACACAGAACUCACAAACUUUAAAGAGCUGGCGUCACUGACGAUGUUUAUACAACAAGUUCAGAUUAAGGAUGUGUCUGAACUUAACGUUCUAGCUACUGGAAAAAUCGACAACAACGGCGAAUCGUACAUUAGUCUGGUUUGGGAAUACCCGGACGCAACGAAAUCUGGCAUAUAUCAAUGCGAGGCACACGGUGUUGACCAAACUGGCCAUCCUGCCUUUGUCAAUUCGACAGUAGUGGUUUCCAACAGCCGUCCAGAUAUAGAAUCGCUAGCUGGAGAAAUCAAGAGUUUAGCAUCAAUGAUAGAACACCUUACUUAUAAGAUGGAUAUACUAAUGCAUGGUCAACUACUGUUAACAAACUGGCGUGAUUCAUGGAUGAGUGUUGCGGAAAAUAUGUUGUUUGAGAAAUCAUUUUCGUACAUUGAUCGACGCUAUCUUCUAUCAAAAACAACUAGAUUUUCCAAUUCGACAAAUGAAGAAUCGGUGUGUAAUUUUUUUGGCGGAUACUUGUUAGAGAUAGAUACCGAAGAGGAACAUAAUUUUAUAAUUACGAAUGUGACUUCGUUGGCACACGGUUUCGCUCGUGUUCAUUUUAGUCCAACUAACGAAGGUCACCUAAACGUUUGGAAAAACCGACACAGCAAUACAACCGUCACUUAUUUUAAGUGGGAUACUGGUUAUCCUACAAUGGCCAGUAACCUGAACUGUUUAAUUUUGAGCCCUCCUACGUGGCUUAUGAGAGAGGAAUAUUGUAAUUAUUUCAGUGAGGAAUAUUCUGGUUACAUUUGUGAGGUACCACUCAACUAAAUUCAACUAAAAUACGGAAUACAGGUUUACUGACCUUAAGAAAUGUUAUUUUAAAAUUGAACAAAUCUACAUAUCUUUCUAUUGUAUUUCAAGUUACUUAAAAUUUAAUAGAUUUUAUAUGUCAAUUGCUAUGUUUGCAAUACAUUAGAAAUAUAAUAUCAUAGUAUUUUACAUACAAUUGCUAGUUAAUUAAAGCAAAUCUGGACUGUUCACAAAUUUUGAA